Messenger RNA from Paramacrobiotus metropolitanus, 1080 nucleotides. RefSeq lists its product as uncharacterized. NCBI's taxonomy places the organism in Eukaryota, Metazoa, Tardigrada, Eutardigrada, Parachela, Macrobiotidae. The transcript has 3 exons. Gene Ontology annotation, cellular component: ribosome. Gene Ontology annotation, molecular function: structural constituent of ribosome. Bases 275 to 805 code for a protein of 176 amino acids. The record is from RefSeq and is a predicted model, not a curated record. Gene Ontology annotation, biological process: translation.
UUUUGCGACUAUUUGGGAAGUUAAAAGUAAAAAGUAAAACGAUUUUAUUUUCCUUAGAUUGUUUAGAAGUUGCAAAAAAUGUUUUUUGUGCCAUUUUCGUGAUUUUUAAACUACUGUUCUAGUAACGGGAGAUAUUCCUCGAUUGUAAGCGAAGCACAGCUGAUUACCGUGGGCGAUUGGCUGCAGUUUAUCGUUUGUGAUUUUGUUUGUACCUCGAACUGCUAACAUCCAGAACCCGAAAGUUGUUUUCCACGAUAGGAGCCUGAUCUGGAAAAUGAACAGGCUAUCGGUGAAUUUAUGUCAGCAUCUACGGCGUACUUUGGACCCCAAUGUAAUUGCCUGCCAAGUGAUCGUGCCGCACCGAUGCUUCACGAAGAAGCGUGAUAGUACCGUGCGGCCAAGCUUGAAAACCCGAACAGCAGAUGUUAAUACACAGUUAGUGACAGCCUUAGCGCAGACGGAAGUGAGAAUCGACAAAAAACGAAAAUGGCGUGUUUGGGGUAUUUUUGACCGUGGACUGCAUGCCUUCGACGGGGACAUGGUGGUGCCUGGGCAGCUGUUGUGCCGCCAAUACGAUCUCAUGUACCAUCCGGGACAAUAUGUGGAUGUCGAAUGGGAUGGGACAUUGCGAGCGAAGGAAGGAGGUCGUAUGAUGAUAACCAGUGAAAUAAUUGAUCCCGAUUGGAACAACGAGAUGGUGCAACAAAAGUAUGCCGGACGGAAAGGACAUUUGAUUUUUAAGAAGCAUAUCCACAUUAUUCCCAAUCCUCUGCCAAAGAAGUUUAAACUGGCUACUCUUAUAUAAUUAGUUUUGGGCUUUCUGUGCGUGGAAUUUCUGUGGGACUGGAUACCAUGUAUAAAACGCUGAAGAACUUGUAAUUACUAAAAGUAGAAUCGGCGCAACGUGUUCAGAUUUUACGGCUGAAAGGAAAUGUGCUUCUUUACCCAGUAGCAGGUGGCACUUUUGAACUGUGUUAACUUGUUUCGUGUUACUGAAAUAUAUGCGACUGAGUACACAGCAGUCAGAAAUAUUAUCAAGUUUCUAACCGGACUAUUAAACUGGACAGAUCACAACAAAAA